Aethina tumida (small hive beetle) is the source of this 1914-nucleotide messenger RNA. Its product is annotated as elongation factor 1-alpha-like. Gene Ontology annotation, biological process: translational elongation; translation. The transcript has 3 exons. The record is from RefSeq and is a predicted model, not a curated record. Bases 200 to 1585 code for a protein of 461 amino acids. Lineage: Eukaryota; Metazoa; Arthropoda; Insecta; Coleoptera; Nitidulidae. Gene Ontology annotation, molecular function: GTPase activity; translation elongation factor activity; GTP binding.
UGGCCGCUAAAUAGACUUAAAUUAUUCCAACGACGCGAUUAUCUAGUUGGUUUUGAUAGAUUCAAUUGUGUUUGACAUUUUACGACAAAAUUGACGGCCGGUGAAGUUUGCACAAACUGUCGGCACGACUUUCUCCUCAUUUUAUUUAUAGCAUUCGGUGUAUUUACUACUGCUAUCAGGAGGUGCAAAGCAAUCCAAAAUGGGCAAAGAAAAAAUCCAUAUCAACAUCGUGGUCAUUGGCCAUGUAGACUCCGGCAAGUCCACCUCUACGGGCCACUUGAUCUACAAGUGUGGUGGCAUCGACAAGAGAACCAUUGAGAAGUUCGAGAAGGAGGCCCAGGAAAUGGGCAAGGGCUCCUUCAAGUACGCCUGGGUUUUGGACAAGCUAAAGGCUGAACGUGAGCGCGGCAUCACCAUCGACAUAGCCCUGUGGAAGUUUGAGACAGCCAAGUACUACGUAACCAUCAUUGAUGCCCCAGGUCACAGGGACUUCAUCAAGAACAUGAUCACCGGCACCUCGCAGGCCGAUUGCGCUGUAUUGAUCGUCGCUGCGGGCACCGGCGAGUUCGAGGCCGGCAUCUCCAAGAACGGACAGACCCGCGAACACGCCCUCCUCGCCUUCACUUUGGGCGUCAAACAGCUGAUCGUCGGAGUCAACAAGAUGGACUCCACUGAGCCGCCCUAUUCCGAGACUAGAUUCGAGGAGAUCAAAAAGGAGGUGUCCUCGUACAUCAAGAAGAUCGGCUACAAUCCGGCCGCCGUUGCUUUCGUACCAAUAUCCGGAUGGCACGGGGAUAACAUGCUCGAGUCCUCCGACAAGAUGCCGUGGUUCAAGGGGUGGAGCAUCGAGCGCAAAGAGGGGAAAGCCGAUGGCAAGACACUUAUCGAAGCUUUGGACGCCAUUCUGCCACCCUCUCGUCCCACUGAGAAGCCCCUGCGUCUUCCCCUGCAGGAUGUGUACAAGAUCGGCGGCAUCGGAACGGUACCGGUCGGCAGAGUCGAGACCGGCGUCCUGAAGCCCGGCAUGGUGGUAACUUUCGCCCCGGUGGGCCUCACCACCGAAGUAAAGUCGGUGGAGAUGCACCACGAGGCCCUGGCCGAAGCCGUGCCCGGCGACAACGUCGGCUUCAACGUCAAGAACGUCUCCGUGAAGGAGCUGCGUCGCGGCUACGUCGCCGGCGACUCCAAGAACAACCCGCCCAGAGGCGCGUCCGACUUCAUGGCCCAGGUGAUCGUCCUCAACCACCCCGGACAAAUCGCCAACGGCUACACUCCGGUCUUGGACUGUCACACCGCCCACAUCGCCUGCAAGUUUGCGGAGAUCAAGGAGAAAUGCGACCGCCGUACCGGCAAAACCACGGAGGAGAAUCCGAAGGCUAUCAAGUCCGGGGACGCGGCCAUCGUCAACUUGGUGCCGUCCAAGCCGAUGUGUGUCGAAUCUUUCCAGGAGUUCCCGCCGUUGGGCCGCUUCGCCGUGCGCGACAUGCGUCAGACCGUUGCCGUCGGUGUCAUAAAAUCCGUCAACUUUAAAGACACUGCCGGUAAAGUAACAAAGGCCGCCGAGAAAGCCCAAAAAAAGAAAUAACUAGGCAUAGCCAAGUGUUCUGCCACAUGCCCCAAGAAAAUCUUCAUCACUCAUUAUUACUUGUUGUUCUCUAGGUGGCUUCAGCAGAAUUAUUUUCAUCGAAAGGAGUUUAGAAGGAAAAAUUAUAUUGUUCGUUUUUUAGGUUUUUUUUUUAAUUUGUUGAAUUACAGUUUAUGUUUCUCUAAUUUUAUUACUGGAAAGGCAUUUCAGUUAGGGUAAGAGUUUUUGUUGAAUAUUUGUUAAUUUUUGUUAUGAUGAAUGAUAGACUUGAACUACAUGUAUAAUGAAAAAGCUUCAAUAAAUAAUCAAUAAAGAAGCAUUUAAACGUA